Tarenaya hassleriana is the source of this 1083-nucleotide messenger RNA. RefSeq names its product beta carbonic anhydrase 4. Gene Ontology annotation, molecular function: carbonate dehydratase activity; zinc ion binding. Gene Ontology annotation, biological process: carbon utilization. Bases 154 to 930 code for a protein of 258 amino acids. Lineage: Eukaryota; Viridiplantae; Streptophyta; Magnoliopsida; Brassicales; Cleomaceae. The transcript is spliced from 9 exons. The record is from RefSeq and is a predicted model, not a curated record.
UUUUCAUGAAUUAAUGUCGGUCGAUUCGGAUUUGGAUCACAGUUCUUGUUUAUGGCAGAGACCAGAGCCGUUUCUCUAUUUGUAUUCUCUCUUUCCUUCAGGGUUUGAAUCUAAUAUCAAGCCGUGAAUGAAGAUCAUUAUCAAAGAGACGACAUGGCCACGAGCUUGUACGAAGAAGCCAUUGCAGGACUCAACCAGCUACUCAGGGAGAAAUCAGGGCUCGGCGACAUCGCCGCCGGGAAAAUCAAGAAGUUGACGGCAGAACUGGAGGAACAGGGUUCGUCAAAGUCAGACGCGGUUGAGCGAAUCCACUCCGGCUUUAUCCAUUUCAAGACUCAGAAAUUUCUGAAGAAUCGUGAUUUGUACGAUCCACUCGCCAAGGGUCAGAGCCCCAAGUUUCUGGUGUUCGCGUGUUCGGAUUCAAGAGUGUGUCCGUCUCACAUACUGGAUUUCCAACCAGGGGAAGCCUUUGUCGUCAGAAACAUUGCUAACAUGGUUCCUCCUUUUGACCAGAAAAGACACUCGGGAGUGGGUGCUGCCAUCGAAUACGCUGUUGUAAACCUUAAGGUGGAGAACAUUCUGGUGAUAGGUCACAGCUGCUGUGGCGGUAUAAAGGGUCUCAUGUCCAUAGAAGAUGAUGCUGCCCCCGCAAAUACGGACUUCAUAGAGAACUGGGUGAAGAUAUGUGCACCCGCCAAGAACAUGAUCAAGCAAGAACUGAAAGACAAGAGCUUGGACUUUCAAUGCACCGAGUGCGAGAAGGAAGCGGUGAAUGUGUCGCUUGGGAAUCUUCUGUCUUAUCCGUUUGUGAGAGAAGCGGUGGUGAAGAAGAGUCUCGCCAUUAGAGGAGCUCACUACGACUUCGUCCACGGAAAUUUCGAGCUAUGGGAACUCGACUUCAAGACAUCCCCUCCCGUUGUCUUGUCCUGAUCUCUUUUCAUGUUUCUCUUCUUCUUCUUCUUCUUCUUCUUCUAUGUCUUGAAUGCUUUUGUUUACAAAAGCCGUAAAUAACUUGUGAUCGUCUCUGUUUUUUGGAUAUUUCUCAUCAUCCUUUUGUCCGUCUGAUUGACGGAAAACUCGUUA